UACCCAACUCUCGGCCUGUGCUGUGCAGACAGCAGAGCUCGAUCCAGAGAGAAAAGAGCGAGAGUGAUAACUGAGAGAGGUCUCGCGCGCUCGGCCAUGGCAAAGUCGCUCCUCGCGAUGAAGACGGGCCCGGCGGCCGGCGCGUCGGAGGCGCUGCUGGAGUCGGACCUGCGGGAGCUGACCAUGGCGGCGCGGAAGCUCGCCAACCACGCCAUCGUCCUCGGCGGCGGCAUCGGCUUCAUCGGCACCUUCCUCCAAUGGCUCGCCUUCGCCGCCGCCGUAUAUCUGUUGGUGCUGGACAAGACCAACUGGAAGACCAACAUGCUGACGGGCCUCUUGGUCCCUUACAUUUUCUUCACCAUGCCCGGCCUGCUCUUCGGCUUCAUAAGGGGGGAGAUUGGUAGCUGGGUUGCGUUCGUUUUUGUCGUCCUGCGGCUGUUCUUUCCGCGCCACUUCCCUGAUUGGCUGGAGCUGCCUGGGUCUCUGAUCCUCCUCACGGUGGUCGCCCCCGCCAUCUUCGCCGACACCUUCCGGGGCUCCUGGCUCAUCAUCGGCGUCGGCGUGUGCCUGGUCAUCGGGUGCUACCUGCUCCACGAGCACAUCAAGGCGUCGGGUGGCCUCAAGGAGGCCUUCAAGAAGCCCAAUGGCUGGUCCAACACCAUCGGCAUCCUCCUCCUCUUCAUCUACCCGGUCUGGGCCGUCGUCAUGUGGUUCCUGUAGACCGUUCGCCGCUGUUUUUGGGGUUCAUCAUGUGAUGUUUUUCUCCGGCGAUUUGGUGUCGAUGAACCAUGCGCUCUUGUACCUGUUGAAUGUUGAUGAACUGUCUCGGCCAUGUUUCGAUUUGGUGUCACGUCUUAAUUUGUUUCCUUGAUCUGUGGGUACAUAGCCAUCAAUAAAAACGUCUGCUCUGUUGA
Triticum urartu is the source of this 914-nucleotide messenger RNA. RefSeq names its product cold-regulated 413 plasma membrane protein 1. The record is from RefSeq and is a predicted model, not a curated record. NCBI's taxonomy places the organism in Eukaryota, Viridiplantae, Streptophyta, Magnoliopsida, Poales, Poaceae. Gene Ontology annotation, cellular component: membrane.